AUGCCUCCUAAACGACGUGCCUCUGGCAGGAAACGGCGACGAUCGCCAGACGCCUGUUCCCCCCCACGGCCAACGCAGGCACCACGCCUGCACAGCGAGGACCCAGUCGUCAGCCCGAUCCCCGAAGCCGACGAGCCCCAGGGCAGUCGAGCUGGCAGUGGCGAUGAGGAAACCGCAUGUGCUAAAGAUGAUAAUCACCACAAAGCCCAGCCUAGCAUCAAACUCUCCGAGAAACAACUUCGUCUUGCGGCCAUCAAUGAGGAUAUCUACCAGUACCUUAUUGCUUUGAGAGAAGCAAAGGACAAACUCGGCGUUGACUCCAAUGUCGUCAAGGUGUUGACGAAAGUCUACCGUGAAGCCUGUGACCACUACAAACGGGUCGAUGCUGAAAAGACGCCUGAUGUAGAGGUGCAUGACGGCCAGCUUGAGGCUCAGAGUUUGGAGCAGCGGGUGUUGGCCCUGGAGAGUCACCAUUUCUUGUUGAGAGGCAAUGUGAUCCCGAUGAUCAAAAAAUUGGAGAGGGGUAUGAUGGCACUGAGAGCCGAGAUGGAGGGAUGGCGGGAGUAA
Fusarium tjaetaba is the source of this 567-nucleotide messenger RNA. RefSeq lists its product as uncharacterized. The record is from RefSeq and is a predicted model, not a curated record. The transcript has 3 exons. Lineage: Eukaryota; Fungi; Ascomycota; Sordariomycetes; Hypocreales; Nectriaceae. Bases 1 to 567 code for a protein of 188 amino acids.